Molecule: messenger RNA, 3486 nt
Organism: Pan troglodytes (chimpanzee)
Lineage: Eukaryota; Metazoa; Chordata; Mammalia; Primates; Hominidae
Gene: ZNF649
Product: zinc finger protein 649
Exons: 5
Coding region: 605-2110 (501 amino acids)
Biological process (GO): regulation of cytokine production; regulation of immune system process; negative regulation of transcription by RNA polymerase II
Cellular component (GO): nucleoplasm
Molecular function (GO): DNA-binding transcription repressor activity, RNA polymerase II-specific; RNA polymerase II cis-regulatory region sequence-specific DNA binding
Source: RefSeq, a predicted model, not a curated record
AGAAUUGACUCGCGCCCUCGUCCGCCGCCAUAGGCCGGUGCCAGUGCCGGGGUUUAAGGGCCAGGAAAGGAAGCAUUCAGGGAAUUUAGGUGUAGCCAGAAGAAAAUCAGGUCCUGGCUCCCCAGAAGCAAGAGAGUUCAAGUGAAGGAAGGAGGAGGUUCCUGGAUGUGGAUGUCAUCAUUUCUGGGAACACUCUUAAAUGGAGACUCAGAUUUCUUAGCCAAAAUUUAGGGAGGAUCCAGAAGAAACCAAAGACGAAGCAUCCCAGUUCUUGGGUAUUUCCUGAAACAGAAGAAAAUGACAAAGGCCCAGGUAACUUUUGGAUUGUUUUAUUCUUAACUCGAUUCCCUGAUGGAUUUGUGGAAGUCUGAAGAAAUCAGUUCAUUUACAUUAAAAGUGUAAAUUGGAAAAAAUGAGCUCUGGGGAGAAACAGACUUAGACUGUACCUUUAAUCCAGGGCAAAGUGGGAUCACGAAUACUUUGUUCACAUAGUUCACAUGUGACCAGUGUUGGAAUAUAAUGUGUGACUCUGCCAGACCCUGUUGGCUACAUUAAGUGUCAGCUUGUGUCCAAAAUCUUUGGCCACCAUCACACCCAGAGAAUCAUGGAAUCACUGACCCUGGAGGAUGUGGCUGUGGACUUCACCUGGGAGGAGUGGCAGUUCCUGAGCCCUGCUCAGAAGGACCUGUACCGGGACGUGAUGUUGGAGAACUACAGCAACCUUGUGUCAGUGGGGUAUCAAGCCGGCAAACCUGAUGCCCUCACCAAGUUGGAACAAGGAGAACCACUAUGGACACUAGAAGAUGAAAUCCACAGUCCAGCCCACCCAGAAAUUGAGAAAGCUGAUGAUCAUCUGCAGCAGCCCUUGCAAAACCAAAAAAUACUGAAGAGGACGGGACAACGCUAUGAACACAGAAGAACUUUGAAAUCAUAUUUAGGUUUAACCAACCAGAGCAGAAGAUACAGCAGAAAGGAGCCUGCUGAGUUUAAUGGAGAUGGAGCUUUUCUCCAUGAUAAUCAUGAACAAAUGCCUAUGGAAAUUGAAUUCCCUGAAAGUAGAAAACCCAUCAGCACCAAGUCACAAUUCCUUAAACAUCAGCAAACACACAACAUAGAGAAAGCCCAUGAAUGCACUGACUGUGGGAAAGCUUUCCUCAAGAAGUCUCAGCUCACUGAGCAUAAGAGAAUUCAUACAGGAAAGAAACCCCACGUGUGUAGCUUGUGUGGGAAAGCCUUCUACAAGAAGUACAGGCUCACUGAACACGAGAGAACUCACAAAGGAGAGAAACCCCACGGGUGUAGCUUGUGUGGGAAAGCCUUCUACAAGAGGUACAGGCUCACUGAACACGAGAGAGCUCACAAAGGAGAGAAACCAUACGGGUGCAGUGAAUGUGGGAAAGCCUUCCCCAGGAAAUCUGAGCUUACUGAACAUCAAAGGAUUCACACGGGAAUUAAGCCCCAUCAAUGCAGCGAAUGUGGGAGAGCUUUCUCCAGAAAAUCACUACUCGUUGUACAUCAGCGAACUCAUACAGGAGAGAAGCCUCAUACAUGCAGUGAAUGUGGAAAAGGCUUCAUUCAGAAGGGCAAUCUCAACAUACAUCAACGAACUCACACUGGAGAGAAACCUUAUGGAUGCAUUGACUGUGGCAAGGCCUUCAGCCAGAAGUCUUGCCUUGUAGCACAUCAGAGAUAUCAUACAGGAAAGACUCCCUUUGUAUGUCCUGAAUGUGGGCAACCCUGUUCACAGAAGUCAGGACUCAUUAGACAUCAGAAAAUUCACUCAGGAGAGAAACCCUAUAAAUGCAGUGACUGUGGGAAAGCCUUCCUUACAAAGACAAUGCUCAUUGUACAUCACAGAACUCACACGGGAGAGAGACCCUAUGGCUGUGAUGAGUGUGAGAAAGCUUACUUCUAUAUGUCUUGCCUUGUUAAACAUAAGAGAAUACACUCAAGGGAGAAACAGGGGGAUUCAGUGAAGGUGGACAAUCCUUCCACAGCAAGUCACAGCUUAAGUCCUAGUGAACAUGUGCAGGGGAAAAGCCCUGUUAAUAUGGUAACUGUGGCAAUGGUGGCAGGGCAGUGUGAGUUUGCCCACAUCCUGCAUUCAUGAUAAACAGUUUGCUGUUUGAUCAUAUAGCCUCCAGCGGAAUGCUGAGUUUGUCAUGUCCCAUGGGCCUUUGGCUCCCUGCACUAAUAUGUAUAGUGGGGUUUACAAGAUAUGAAAUAUAUUUUACUUUUUUAUAUCUUAUAAACCUCACUACCCCUCCCACAAUAUUGUUUUUCAUUUACUAUCUUGAUCAUAGAGUUUGGCUGGGGAGGGGGGCAGUUUUAGAGGCUUCCACUUGGUGUUCCUCAGAAUGAUAUCUCUUACUCCGGGGGCCAAGGUAGGGGUUAGCUUUUGUUCUCUUUGUAGUUUAGAUUGUAUCUCUUGCCUUGUUCACAAAUCUUUUUGUGUAUACACAUAUGUACAUGAAAAUGAUGUUCAUGCUUUUUAUUAUUUUACCCUUCAUUAUUUCAUUUUUUAUAGUUCUCAUAGCUAUGUCUUUCAGUUCACUAAUCUUUUUUCCACAGUGUUUAAUCUGUCAUUAAUCCCAUCCAAAGUAUGUUUUCUCUCAGAAAUUGUAAUUUUUAACCUCUAAUAAUUUGACAUGGGUUUUUCCCUUUUAUAUCUUUCAUAUCUUUAUUUAUCAUGGUUUUACUUUUAACCUAUUUAUGCUUUCAUAUUUAAAGUGGGUGUUUAGUGGGCAACAUACAGUUGGGCCUUCCUUUUUUAUCCAGUUAACAAUCUCUGUCUUUUUACUGGGGUAUUUAGAUCAUUUACGUUUAAUGUAUUGAUGUGUUUAGAUUUAAAUUACUAACUUACUAUUUGUUGUUUAUUCUAUGUCUUCUUUGUUCUCCUUUUCUUCUUUUUCUGCUUUCCCUUAGAGUAGCUGAGUGUGUUUAUAUUACAUAUUGUCUCCUUUGUUGGCUUAUUAACUGUAAAUCCUUGUCAUUUGAUUCCUUGAGAUUUUAUAGCAUACAUCAUUGUGAGGGAUUGCAUAUUUAUGUCCUCUCCAAAUUUACAUGUUGAAGUCCUAAUCCCUAAGGGAUGGCAUUAGGAAGUGUGACCUUUGGAAGGUAAUUACAUCUUGAAAGUGGAACCCUCAUGAUGAGAUUAUGUGUCUUAUGAGACAACACAGAAGAGAGUUUGUUUUCUCUUUCUCUGCUCUUUGCCAUGUGAAGACAGAAUGAGAUGACCAUGCAUAAACCAGGAAAUGGACUCUCACUGGACACUAGACCUGCCAACACCUUGAUUGUGUUUUAGAGUCCAGUUCUAGAGACUCCUCAGCCUCUGGAAUGUGAGAAAUGAAUGUUUGUUAAGGCAGUCAGUCAGUCUAUGGUAUAUUUUUUUCUAGUAGCCUGAACUGACUGAAAGAAAAUCAUGAACUUAUCAUUCUAACUUCAAGGACAUUAUAUCACUUACUGUAUAAUAAAAUAAUCUUACAG